GGUUUAAAUGUGCAUUGAUGCAUGUCGUGAAAUCAUUACUCUAAAUUGCACGAGUUCCAAUUUUUUCCAUGGGAUCCGUUAGUUUGACGCUUCACGCUUACAUUUAGCACAGCCACGACUUAAAACAAUCAGAAUGUCAAUUUGACAUUAGCUCGCUGUUGUUUUCAUUUGAUAUUUGCUCUCUCUCUGCUCCACGUGCAUUUUUUACCACGCUUCGAAACUUUUAAUUUUCCGACAUUUCCAAUUGUGUUUUAUUAAAGAAAAUAAUUGCAAAGCCCACAAAUAACAAUGGGUCGUAAAGCAGAAUAUAGUGAGAAAGUGAAAAAGGGACCCGGCCGUAAGGCCCGCAAACAGGGACCACCCACAUUCCCCAAAAAAUCGUUUGCUCCCAUGGAGGAAGAGGACAAAAAGUUGUCUCAUCGUCAAAAGCAGCGCUUAGCCAAAAGACAGAAAAAUAAACAAAUAAUUAAAGAGAAACAAAAAUUGGCCAAAGAAAAGAAAUUCCAGCAAAGAAAACAGAAAGAAUAUCACAGUGAUAGUGAGGAAGAAGAGGAGAAGGAAAAUCUAAAUGGUAAUGGCCAUGUUGAAGAUGACAGUGAGAUGGAAUCGGAGGAAGAAGAGCAACCAAAAAAGGUGGUGGCAAAGAAUAGCAAAGGUCAACAGAAGAAAGUCAAAGGCUUUACCGAUGAAAACAAGGAAUGGUUAAAGCCAAAGCAAAAGAAGGCCGGCAAACAAUUUCUUGAAAAAGAAGCUGAAGAAGAUGAGGAGGAAGAGGAAAGUGAUGAAGAAGAACAAGAAGUUAAGGAAGGUAGUGAUGACGAAGAAGAAGUAGAAGCUAGCGAUGAUGAUGAAGAAAUUGAGGAUGAAGAUGACGAGGACGAUGACGAAGAAGGUGAAGAGGAGGAAUCUGAUGAUGAAGCUGAGGUUAAAUUGGGAAAGUUGGAUGACCUAUCAGACGAUGAUGCGAACUCUGAUGAUGAUUUUGAUGUUUCUGGUGAUGAAAAUGACGACGAUGAGGAUGAUGAUGAAGAUGACGACGAUGAUGAUGACGAUGAUCUAUUACCCAUUGAAAAGGAAAAUAAGAAAUUGAAGAAACGUGAAGCUAAGGAAGCCAAAUUGGCUGCAGAAGAAAUGCAAAUGUCCGUAGACCAACAAGAAAUAUUCCAAUUCCCCGAAGAAGAUGAGGAGAAAGAAAUCACUCUACAAGAGAUUCAACAGCGUAUUAAGGAUGUCACGUUGGUAUUGUCCGAUUUCAACAAAUAUCGUCAACCCGACAGGCCCCGAAGUGAUUACAUGGACCUGUUGCGCAAAGACUUGUGCGUAUACUACAGCUACAAUGAAUUCCUUAUGGGCAAAUUGAUGGACAUGUUCCCUUUGAGUGAACUUAUGGAAUAUUUAGAAGCUUCCGAAGUGGCUAGACCGUUGACAAUACGUACCAAUACUCUGAAGACCAGAAGAAGGGAUCUAGCUGCCGCUUUAAUUAAUAGAGGUGUUAAUUUGGAUCCUUUGGGGAAAUGGACUAAAGUUGGUUUGGUUAUUUACAGUUCCCAAGUGCCUUUGGGUGCAACUCCUGAAUAUUUAGCUGGUCAUUAUAUGAUUCAAGGUGCCUCCUCAAUGCUGCCUGUCAUGGCUUUGGCUCCCCAAGAAAAUGAAAGAAUUUUGGAUAUGUGCUCUGCCCCAGGAGGCAAAGGUUCUCACAUUGCUGCCGUAAUGAAAAACACUGGUGUGCUCUUUGCCAAUGACGCCAAUAAGGAUCGUAUUAAGGCUGUUGUGGCCAAUUUCCACCGCUUGGGUGUUGUCAAUUCGAUCGUCUCCUGUGAAGAUGGUGCCAAAUUCAGACAAAUUAUGACAGGUUUUGAUAGAAUUCUGUUGGAUGCUCCCUGUACUGGUACCGGUGUAGUUUCCAAGGAUCCCAGUGUUAAGACCACCAAAUGCCCUGUGGAUGUUCAGAGAUGUUAUAAUUUGCAGCGUAAACUCUUGCUUACUGCCAUCGAUUGUACCGAUGCCAAGUCGGCAACUGGGGGUUACAUUGUCUACUCAACAUGUUCGGUAUUGCCUGAAGAAAACGAAUGGGUUAUAGAUUACGUUCUGAAGAAACGUAAUGUAAAAUUGGUACCGACUGGCCUUGACUUUGGUGUUGAAGGUUUCACCAAAUAUCGUCAAUAUAGAUUCCAUCCAUCUUUGAAUUUGACUCGCCGUUAUUACCCCCAUACUCACAAUAUGGAUGGUUUCUUUGUGGCAAAAUUGAAGAAAUUCUCCAACACCAUACCGGUGAGUAAAGAACAGCAGGAGGAAGAUGAGAAACAAUUGGAUGAUGGCAUUGCCACAACUAGUGAAGAAAAUGUUGAGCUGCUAAAUGCUGAAGCCGAAAAUGAAGAGGGUAAUGAUGAGGAAUCCGGCAAAGGUAAAAAAUUGGGCAAACGUGCCGGAAAACCUGUACUAAGUGAAUUGGAUUUGACCAUUAAAAAACAAAAAUUGGAGCAAAGUAAACAAAAAUAUAUUGCUAAGGUAUUUGAGCCACCGGUAAAAGUACCCAAAAAGAAAAAGGAAGUUCCGGCAGAAGAGAACAAAAAGAGCAACGGAGAAGAAAUUAAGGAUAAGGGCAAAAAUAAAACCAAGAAAAAUGUUAGUGACAAAAAGGAGGAGGUGAAAGAACCCGAGCAGAAGCAGAAACAACCAAGUAACAUUAAAAAAGAUAAAAAGAAAAAUAAACAGAAAUCCAAGGAGACUACAGAAACGACUGUUGAGGUAAAGAAACAACAACCUAUUGAAAAACAAAAACCCAAGGAGAAGAAAGAACACAACAAAUCGGAAGAAAAACAACAAACAAAAAAGAAUAAACCAGAAAACAGACAAGAACAGCCUGCUACCGUCAAGCCCGAGAAGAAAAAGGAACAGAAACCUUUGGAAGUUGCUACUCCUCAAAAGAAAAAUAAAUCAACGAAAAAUGUCGAAGAGAUUGCAUCCUCACCUGCAUUGCUAGAAGGAAAACCGAUUAAACAAAAUAAACUCAAACAAAAAUCGAAUCAAAUGGGUAAAUUAAAAAAGAAUAAAAAGUAGGAGGAACCCCGUUCACCUUUUUAGAAGUAUAACCAUAUGUUUUUGUUUAUUAUAAAUAAUAAAAUAGAUUUUAUUUUUUUAAUCAUAAUUAAGUGAAAUUAAGGAAAUAAAUAGAAAAAUACCUAUUGUACUAUAGGUAGAUUGUUGGAAAACAAUAA
Musca domestica (house fly) is the source of this 3218-nucleotide messenger RNA. Its product is annotated as probable 28S rRNA (cytosine-C(5))-methyltransferase. Gene Ontology annotation, molecular function: RNA binding; rRNA (cytosine-C5-)-methyltransferase activity. Gene Ontology annotation, biological process: maturation of LSU-rRNA; rRNA base methylation. Gene Ontology annotation, cellular component: nucleolus. The record is from RefSeq and is a predicted model, not a curated record. The transcript has 2 exons. The coding region runs from base 289 to 3060 and encodes 923 amino acids. NCBI's taxonomy places the organism in Eukaryota, Metazoa, Arthropoda, Insecta, Diptera, Muscidae.